Pseudomassariella vexata is the source of this 1213-nucleotide messenger RNA. RefSeq lists its product as uncharacterized. The record is from RefSeq and is a predicted model, not a curated record. Bases 1 to 1134 code for a protein of 377 amino acids. The transcript has 3 exons. Lineage: Eukaryota; Fungi; Ascomycota; Sordariomycetes; Amphisphaeriales; Pseudomassariaceae.
AUGCUGUCUGGUCCGAAGCGCUUGACCUUGACCAACUCCAUAUUGAACGCAAAGAACUCGAGACAGCGCGCCAAUAGAGGGCUGGACGGGGGCGAGUUUGCCGAGUACGUCGAGGAAGCAAAGCUUCGACUGACGCGGAACGGCUUCACUCGAUCGUUUGAGCUCGAUGAAGAGCCGCAACGGCAGGACAAGCUGACGACCUGGAUUGAAUACCUCGACUUUGAAUAUGCGUGGUAUGAAUGGCAUGCACGUUCUGUCAAGCUUGAGCAGCAAGUGUACGACGACGCCUGGGAGAAACUAGUAGACGAGGGGGUGCUGAGACCUCACGAGACUGAUGUUUCUAAGAUUGAUCUGGCGUCUCAGCGUCUGAAUGAAAGAUUAGAAGCCCAGAAAGCUGUAGAAAGUGCCAAACUGGCCGCUACGUCGGUCUACGCAUGGGCGCAAAGCGCUAGGCAAGACAGAAGUUCCGAGCAAGAGGACGCCGGGGGUAGGAUUCACGCGGCAAAGGAAAGGCUGGAUCUAAUCAGGAGGCGGAACGAGCUUAUUGGAGAAGUUGUCGAAAAGCAACGUGGGCUUACAAGCGAGCCAAGAGAGUUGAAUGAAGCGCAAGAGUCCAACGUCGGAACACACGCAAGGCGUGGCACGAAGAGAAGGCUGGAAGGCUUUAAAAAUGGGGCUUCAGGUUCGAAGAGGCGGAAGCAAAAUAACGAAGAACCUACAUCAGAUUGCGAGUCUGCUGGAGCUAAGUACGCCCAUUUCGAGGACGCAGCUGACGACACGCGAACCCCAAAGCGGUCGGGAGGAGGCGUCCAGGCCCCAGCAACCCAACACGGAACAUCUGCAAUAUCGCAAAGUUCUAGUAGUCCUGCUUCGGGGUUACGGGUACUCGGUCAAGACGACCGAUCCAGCUAUAAUGAACUCCUCGUCAACGACACUACAUCCAAACACUGCAAGAAGAAGCGCGAAGAAAUAAAGACAAUCCCAUGUCCUCCACAACUUAAACCCGUACGUGGCCGGAAAGCCAGCUCAAUAACCGUAAAUCCAGCCAAACUCACAGCUCCAAUGCUCCGUCGCAUUUCCCGCAUUGCCGAACGUGCUGGAAAAGUUAAAAAUUCUGGAGGUCAUUUCUGGUGAACACCUUCUCUGUAGAAUUGAUGGAUUCCUCGCCUGAUUCUGGCGUCGGAGCCACUCCUUGAGUGGGCUUGAUGUAGAC